AUGUUAGAGAAUGGGGAGAUAAAGUAUCAAGACGUUAGUGAGAAUGAGCAUGAGCAUGAUGAUCAUCAGUCACAUGAAUCAUCCAUAUUAGAUGAUGCAAUACAGAAUGAAUUACUUCUUGUAUGUUCAAAUCUUGGUAUGUUACAGAAUGACCAUAAGGAGGAGAAACCACCAGUUUUAAUCCGUAGUGAAGACUGUGAAUUAUGGAUUCAUGAUCUUCAGCGUGUUUUACGUCGGGACCAUAUGAAAUAUCGUUUGAUUACGAAACAAUUGGGAAAAUGGAAGAUAGUACAGAAGAAAUUACUACCACUUCUUGUCACGUAUCAACACGAUUGGUCACUUGUGUUAUCGAUUCUUAAAGUUCUUGUCAUGUUGACAACAAAACCUCCUACCAAUUCAACAAAUCUGGACCAACAACUCAAGUAUCUACGACAAUAUAAAUACGAAUUCCUAUCGUCUCGCGUGAUUUCAAUUUUCAUGACAAUUCUACUUGACCCCUUGUCAAAAAAAAGGGCCACACGAACGGAACAGGACUAUCUAUCGAUGGAAAUCAUUUUAAUGUUAUUUCGAAAUUUACUGGCAAUUCCAAAUGAAGAUGCACGCUAUGUCACGUCCACGACGUCACAUUUUAGUCACCUACAGGAAGAUUUUAUCAUCAGGUUGCAUGAAGAAAAUGUCUAUGAAAUGAUCUUGCUCUUUGCUCAGGACAUCGAAUCACCAGAAAAUCGAGAAUGGAAUCUACUUGUUAUGGAGAUGCUAGAUCUUACGCUUGACUGCUCCCAGCCAAAAUCCGUCGUAGCAUAUGUGAAGAAACAAUUGACGGGUGGAAACUCCCAGCAUUCCGGUGAACAGGUAAAUUCUACAAAGACAUCGUCUUGCGGCCUCACAACGACCCGAUCUGGAGAAGAAGACUUGCUGGGAAGGCUUAAGAGCGAGAAAAACGCGGCGGUCUGUCGUCAGUCGGGAUCGCGCCGCCAUUCCAACUUCGGUGGCGUCCUAACAAUGGUCGGUCCGACUGGACGAACUACAGUAUUGUCUGACUUCUCCAAGACUGUGUAUGAUCAGGUUCCACAGGCAGCCAAGAAACCAACUUCUCAGAGAAAAGGAAAAAAGAGUAUAACUCCAGUUACCGAUAUUCAUGAAAUUUUUGGCGGAAAGGGAAGAGCGACAGAAGCUGACGAACGGACGAUGCGAGUGCUCCAAGACAUUUGCGACUCCGUUAUUAUAAAAUCUUACUUUCAGCUUAUGAAUUCAUUGAAGACCGAGUUUCGCCGAGGAAGUACUAAGUUGAUUGCUACAGAUCGACUUCAAUACUUUCAUCUCGUUUGGUUCCUCACUUCGUAUCACCGUUUAAAAGUUCAGGCGCUGAAGUCAAACUAUAAACAUCAGCUGAAAUCAGCUGAGAAGAAAAGAACUGAGCUACAAAAUGCCUUGGAUUGUACCGAACCCCUCCCUUCGAUUCCUGAGAAGCCAGACUAUAACGAAAAAGCGGUACUCGCUACUUUGGAUAUGUUUUCCUUUAACUUCGUCUUGCAGUCGAUCGAAAAUUACGCCACAAUGAAACAUUACCACGGCAUGACUGUUUCUGUCCAGCUACUGGCCGAGAUGAUGGCGUAUCUUGCUGAGCUUUCUGCGAGUAAUGAUUCCCGCUUACAGCGUAUUGCUGAUUCAUUGCAACACAAGAUUUUUUAUGAGCGUGAUUUUCUGGAUCGCCUGCCAGUGCUGUUGAAAACGUGGUCUCCGGGUCUUUUACCCAGAGCUUACGUCAUCGACGUUGUCACUUUGACUCAUCUUGUUUUCAAGGAGCUCGACUCGCAAGGAACGAUUAAAGUGCUUUCACGAAGGAAAGCAUAUCUUGACAAAAAGCGCCAGAAGAAAAAGCGAAAUGACGAGGAGUCAAAAGAUGGCGUAGACUCAGACGGCAGUUCGACAGAUGAGGAGGAAACAGAGAAACAAGCACAGCUCCUGAUGGAAAUGCAGCGUAAGGAGGCUGAUUUUGAUGUCCGAAAAUACUUUUCUAGCAUGGUUUCAGCAGACACGGUUCGGAUGUACUGCUCACUACUUGCGGACUACCGUGAGAACAGUGCAAUAGUGAACCAUUACAUCCACUCGUUCUUGUACCGGAUAAACCAUUUCAAGAUCUAUCCGCAAGAGAAAUGGACAAUGCAGCCUAUGUUGUUCAACAUGCGUCUCCUUCUGAUUUUCGACCAAAUGCUUCAAGAUACGUACAUUCAGCGUCUUCCUGAGUACAAAAACUUCCUGGACUUCAUUCGUAGCGUCGUUCGCGAUUUUUUCGCGCUUGCAGACAAUAACAAUUUGCUGUUUGUCGAAGCUCUUCUGCGCCAAACGUACCCUUCAAGAUCAUGCAUGCUCAUUCAACGAAGUUACGACCCGAUCGACUUUGUGAGCAAGUCGAAAUCUGAGGCAGUUGCACCGGGCCGAGAUAGGCAAAUUGAAGCAAUAAACGAGUCUAGACGACACCGAAUUGCCCUCGACCAUGAAGAGCUCGAGGGAGAAGCCGAGGUUCAGUUUACGUUGGGACCAUUGGAUUUUAAGUCUACCUCACUUGUGGAUAAGGACGAUAAAGAAGACGAGGGUAUGGAUGAGUCAAAAGCAGUGGAUUCGCUAUCAAGCCCAUCAAAAACUGCUUUUGUUGCAAUAUCAAAGUCGAAAAGAAUGACGUCGUCCCGUGCUGCAGCGGAGCGUGCUAAGAACUGGAGCAAGGUAGAAGAUCGGUACCUUGCAAAGGUGUUUAUGAAGUUUCGCCACUUGCCGUCUGUGUACGAGGUCAUUUCAUAUGAGGACAUGUUUCAGGAGCGUGACCGAACACCGGAGCAGAUUAAACGUCGUGUCAAGUAUCUGCAGCUUUACCGAAAGACCCAUGAUUCGUCUGAUGAGGAUGAAGUAGAUGAAAGUAAGUCGGAUGGUGCCCAGGAUGAAGUGCAGGAGGAGUAUGGCCGAACUGUGCGAGAAUCCAGAUUCGAGAAGGAUCUUGCUGCUCUCAAUACCGUUCGACCCCGACGACGUCUUCGACGAGGGGCAGAUUUAAGUGACGAUGACAGCGAUGAUGACAUGCUAUUAGGUGGUUUAACGGCGGAUCCUUUGCAGUUGAGUAGUGCUGCUACUACAAGUGAAGCAGUUGUUGGCGUUUCUGAUGCUGUUUCCGAUGAAGUGAUGAACGGCCGAAAUUUAACUGGAGAUUUGUUUAAUGAGAUCUCUUUAACUAAAGGGAAUGAUGCCCUUAAAAGCCAGCAAACUCAAGUAGUGGAAAGUUUCCAACAAUCAUGUCCUGAGCAUCACAAUGGGCAUCCACCAGAAGCACAACCGACUCAAAAGCCUCGCAGUACUCAAGCGGUUUGUAGCAACGUUGUUGCAAAGGUUGCUUCAAUUGACGAUGCAAAAGUGGGGUGUAGCGAUGAAUCAGAGUCGGUCAUUGCUGAAAUGGAAGUUGCUGCCAUUCAUGAUAAUCGAGACUUCCUGGCCGCUAAUGACACCACUGACGCGCAACCUCAUAAGCGAGCCCGCAGUGCUGAAGGCGACGACAUGCGAAUGGAUGGUACACACGCGAAGAAGGUUCAUCGUAAAGAUGUUGAGGUGGCGCUCAAUAUUAAUGCAUCUUCAAGCUAG
Molecule: messenger RNA, 3627 nt
Organism: Peronospora belbahrii
Lineage: Eukaryota; Oomycota; Peronosporomycetes; Peronosporales; Peronosporaceae
Source: the annotation of a GenBank genome assembly